UUGCGAUGAAGACUUUGAAUCUAAAGUCUAGGCAUUUUUUGAAGUCAUGGCAAGAGUCUUUGCUCCAUUCUUCACGAUGCCUUGUAGAACCCGUUAAGCUCGCACCUCAUAAAACCCAAUGAAUCAAUCAUAGUUAGGCAUCACAACUCGAUUAGGGAACACUUCAUUUGGGAAUUGCCAUUGCUUUCUUCAUUGGUAUUGCAACUUUCACUGUUUCCUAGCAAAAGUCUCCACUACUAAGUCUGGUCGUUCUCUCCGGAGAGAACCGUUUGGCCAUGUCAUCGGCGAAAGCUAUUCUAUCCAUGAUCGCUUCAACAGCUGCCUCUGCAAUGCUCAUGCGUACAAUAAUCAGGGAUUACCUCCCCCCUGAAAUCCACAACUAUAUAUCCUCAAGGAUACAUUGGCUCAGUAAACGUUUCUCAUCACAAUUGUCCAUGGUCAUUGAAGACUAUGAGGGCUUUGAGAUCAACAAGAUCUAUAAAGCUGUUGAAAUCUACUUGGGCAACAAAGUCUCACCAACGGUCAAGAGGCUAAGGGUUGCAAAAUCAGAGAAAGAGAAGGGCUUCAAAGUCACUAUUGAAAGGAAUGAGGAACUCGUAGACACCUUCGAAUGUGUCGAGUUCAAAUGGAGGCUAUUUUGCUAUGAAACCCCACGUAUGGUCACUGAUCAUGAGAGAAUGAUUCCCAUGAAAGAAACCAGGUUCUUUGAGCUUACCUUUCAUAAGAAGCACAAAGACAUGGUUUUGGACUCCUACUUCCCUCAUAUCAUGGGCCAUGUCAAGGCCAUAAAACAAGAGAAGAGCCUGGUGAAGCUCCACACCCUGAACCAUGAAAUCCACUUUAGUAACACUAGAGAAAUAUGGCGCCAUGUGAUUUUCAACCACCCAGCAACAUUUGAUACCCUUGCCCUCGAUGCGUCUCUAAAGGAGGAAAUCAUGCUUGAUCUUCAGAGGUUCUCAAAGAGAAAGGACUUCUAUAGGAGAGUCGGUAAGGCAUGGAAACGUGGAUACUUGCUCUAUGGCCCUCCAGGCACUGGAAAGUCUAGCCUAAUAGCCGCUAUGGCCAACUUCCUGAACUUUGACAUUUAUGACCUUGAACUUUCUUCUCUUCGAUCUGAUUCUGAUUUCCGAAAGCUCAUCAUUACCACCACUAACCGAUCAAUCUUGGUGGUUGAGGAUAUUGAUCGCACGGUGGACCUAAAGGAGAGAGAGAAACCCAUGGUCCAAUAUCCCAUGCAAAGAGAGAAUGGGGGGGUGACUCUAUCAGGGCUGCUCAAUUUUGUUGAUGGAUUGUGGUCAAGUUGUGGGGACGAAAGGAUAAUCGUGUUCACAACAAAUAACAAGGAGAAGCUUGAUCCGGCAUUACUCCGGCCAGGCAGGAUGGACAAGCACAUACACUUGGGGUAUUGCAACUUCUUUAGCUUCAAGAAACUAUUUUCAAAUUACCAUUUAGUGGAUGAUCACCCCUUGUUUGAAGAGGUUAGAGAAUUGAUUGAGGAGGUGGAGGUAACCCCAGCUGAGGUAGCUGAACAACUUAUGAGAAGUGAUGAUGUUUGUGUUGUACUCCAAAGCCUAAUUGAGGCCAUGAAGAGGAAGAGAGAAGAGAUGACUCAAAGUAAGCAAAUCAUUGAAGAAAAUGGAGAGGGAGGCGUCUUUCUAGAGGAACAGUAGGGAGAGGAGCCAAAGUAGAGAACUCAAAGAAGAAAAUGGAGAAAAGAGAUGACUGCUUUCUAGAUUCAAGGUCCAUUAUUUUUCUCUUUUCAUGACUAGGAAAGUUUGCUACAAGAGUUCCACAAGCCCCAUCACAAAGAGUAUCACAAAGAAUAUUACUGAGUUGAAUACUUCUAGCUCCUCUAGUUCUAGUGACAGCCAUAUGUUUUGGGUCCUCCAAGAAGAAUUCUUUUAUGAUCCAAAUUGACUCAAGGCAUUUAAUAUCCUUUUUUCAAUAUAUAAUAAUUGUCCCUU
Amborella trichopoda is the source of this 1964-nucleotide messenger RNA. RefSeq names its product protein HYPER-SENSITIVITY-RELATED 4. Gene Ontology annotation, molecular function: ATP hydrolysis activity; ATP binding. NCBI's taxonomy places the organism in Eukaryota, Viridiplantae, Streptophyta, Magnoliopsida, Amborellales, Amborellaceae. The record is from RefSeq and is a predicted model, not a curated record.